CUAUAUAAAUGAGCUACUGACAAAGUGAAUUCACUUGCGCCAAAGCUUGUAAAAAGACCAACCAUGGAGAAGGUGCUAUGCUUAAUGACGGUUGCUUUGAUCAUAGCAGUAGCUGAUGCAGGGCAUCAAAGGAGCAAAAGACAAGCUGAGCCAAACAUUGCAUUGAAGAAACCUGCAAAACAAUCAACGACGUAUUCAUGGGCUGGAGAGUCCUCCCCUGCCAGUUUGGCAGUUGAUGGAAACAACGGAACAGACUUUGUCGUAGACAAAUGUUCAUGCACAAAGGGUGGAGACACAAAUCCGUGGUGGUUGGUGGAUCUGCAGGCUGUUUAUCACAUCGAUUACGUCAGAAUAUUCAACAGAGGAAUGGACAAGUGGGGAGCAGAUGUGGCUAACCGGCUUCGGGAUGUUACCGUCACUGUAGGGAUGACCGAAUCAGAUGUCAGCACUCCAUGUGGUGUAUUUGCUGGUCCCGGUACUCUGUCGCAGGUUGUCGAUAUCUACUGUCCGAACACAUUACCAAUGGGUAGAUUCGUGAAGAUCUCCAAGACAACCGACUUCCUCACUCUUUGUGAAGUCGAAGUGUUUGGAUACCCUGACCAAUGAUCAUCAUUGCUGAAGUCUUUGCUAAAACGUUAUCGUAGAUCAGUUUUCUUUUUCCGACAAACUAAUUAUGUAAAUAUUGAGGUGACUUUUCCGAUCGCAUUAGGUUCUGUUUUCACAGCUGUGACAAAGCUUUCUACUUGAUGAUGGCUGUCUGUAAGUUUUUUUAAUUAUAAUACUGCAUACAGUUGACACAAACAUGUAAAACUUCUUUAUUUGCCAUUGUAC
Molecule: messenger RNA, 831 nt
Organism: Magallana angulata
Lineage: Eukaryota; Metazoa; Mollusca; Bivalvia; Ostreida; Ostreidae
Product: fucolectin-3-like
Exons: 4
Coding region: 64-606 (180 amino acids)
Source: RefSeq, a predicted model, not a curated record